Messenger RNA from Oryzias melastigma (Indian medaka), 2774 nucleotides. RefSeq names its product complement component 7a (gene c7a). Lineage: Eukaryota; Metazoa; Chordata; Actinopteri; Beloniformes; Adrianichthyidae. The record is from RefSeq and is a predicted model, not a curated record. Gene Ontology annotation, molecular function: protein binding. Gene Ontology annotation, cellular component: membrane attack complex. Bases 124 to 2646 code for a protein of 840 amino acids. Gene Ontology annotation, biological process: immune response. The transcript has 17 exons.
CCCACUUUUUCUCUGGAAAUCUCAGUUUUUGGGGGGUGUGCUCCUAAAGGUGAAACUCCCUUUCCUGUAACAAAUCCAGAGUGAAACUCUGCAGACUUUUCAGCUUGUUGAGCUUCACCCAGCAUGAAGAACAUUUCACGUCUCUGCGCUGCGGCUUUGGCAUGGCUUCUCAUCCACUUUGGAACCAGAGCGUUCUGCCUCAGGAUUCACUGUAUGUGGGGGUCUUAUAGCAGCUGGUCACAGUGUGAUCCCUGCACAAAGCUACAGACCAGAAGCCGAGCCAUGGUCGUGUAUGCUCAGUUUGGCGGGAACCCCUGCGAUGGGAUGCGGUCUGAAAGCAGGCCUUGUGAAACGACUCAGGGUUGCCCUUUAGAUGGCGGAUGUGGAGACCGUUUUCGCUGUCGAUCUGGGAAGUGUAUUAGCAAAUCUCUAUUGUGCAACGGAGACCAAGACUGUGAGGGAGAUGGGCUCGAUGAGAACGACUGCACCAACCAACAAAAGUUUUUUGCGUGUGAACACACAGUGACCCCUCCUAAUGUUGAUCUAAUAGGUCUUGGGGUUGAUGUGGUCACUGGACAGCAAAGAGGCAGUGUCAUCAACACAAGGAGCUUUGGGGGCCAGUGUCGAACCAUCUUCAGUGGCGUCCACAAGGCUUUCUAUCGACUGCCUCUCAGCACCAUACAAUACAAUUUCUUGGUUAAGGUGCAGAACGACUUCAGUGAUGAGAUGUUCAGCAGUAAGUGGCAUUACGCCAAGGAUGUUGUCAACCGAGAAACGGUGACGGGGACCACGAAAGGAUAUAAAAACUACGACUUUCAUGAGAUACACGAUACCUCUCAGUACCACAGACUACUAGUGUUAAAGAACGACAUAGAAGUGGCACAGUUCCAGAGCAACUCUCCACAGUACAUUCCGAUUGCAGAGGAAUUCUGGAAGGCUUUGGCCAAACUCCCAUCCGUCUAUGACUACACCGCUUAUAGGAAGGUUCUGGAGAGGUUCGGAACACACUAUGUGUCUCAGGGAAGCUUGGGGGGCUCCUUGAAAAUCAUUAUGUCCAUCGAUUCAGAAAGUGAAAAUUACCUUGCUGUUGAAUCAAUGAAGUACAAAGAAUGUGAGAAGAAGGUUCGCUUUAUCCUAAUAUUCCCCCUCAUCAUAACAAAGUGUAAAGAAGGUGAAAAUACAGAAGAUUGGAAAAGAUAUAAUUCCUACAACAACAUAGUGGCAAAAGUGGACGUGAAAGGAGGAGACCCCUCCCACACCGCUGCGGUGCAGAGGAUGCAGCUAGAUGACGCAAGCAAGAACUGGGAGAUGUACUCAAACUGGGCGGAUUCUAUCAGAUCCAUUCCAGAUAUCAUAAAACAAAAGCUGCGGCCACUGUCAGAGCUGGUGAAGGACGUUCAGUGUGCCGGGGUGAAGAAGCUGUACCUGCGCAGAGCCAUCGAACAAUACCGAGCAGAGAGUGACCCCUGCCACUGCCAGCCCUGCAGAAACAAUGGCAUAGUUGUCAUGGAUGGUGGUGUGUGCAAAUGCAUCUGUCAGCCUGGAACAACAGGGGAAGCUUGUGAGCAAGGAAUUGAGGCUGAGGGCCAGCAAGGAGUAAUCCACGGCAGUUGGACUUGCUGGUCUGCUUGGUCAACAUGUUCCAGAGGUCAGAGGUCUCGAAGUCGCAGUUGCCAAAACCCUGCGCCGCAGAACGGAGGACAGCACUGCAUCGGUGACACGGUUGAGAAGUCUUCCUGUGAUGAAGAGGACCUGGAACACCUGAAGAUCAUGGAGCCUCAGUGCUUUGACAACACUCUGUCACCAAGUCAGAAGUGUGAAACUCCUCCAGCUCUGAUCAAUGGGUUUAUUGUGAAUCCAAAGGAUGUUUACCUUGUUGGGGGUAGAGUUGAAUACAGCUGCAUUGUAGGUUUCCAUCUGUUUGGAAACAGCGUCUUGGAAUGCAAUUCUGACCAAACCUGGUCCCCAAGCCUUGGCCAGUGCACAGCUUCAUCUUGUAAACUAAAAUUCCUCAAUGAGGAGGUUAUAGCUUCUCCUGUGAAAGAGGCUUAUGACAUCGGGGAGGCUGUCACCUUGUCUUGUCCGGAGGGCAGAACCUUACAGGGAGAAGACAGAGUCCUGUGUGACUCCAGCUUGAAUUUUUCCCCAGAUCCUGCUGAAAUUACAUGCAUCCAAGUCGAAACCCCGCCUUCUCCCGUCACUCCCACAGUGAGCUGUGAGGCAUGGGAGAAACCCUCCAAAGGCAAAUGUGUUUGCAAAAUCCCUCAUGAAUGCAGUUCGUCUCUGGACAUUUGUGCCACAUCUCCAGGAAGUGGAAAAUUCAUCCCCAUGACUGUAUGCAAAAUGCAUGCCCUGAAGUGCAAUAGGAAGAGCUUUGAAAUAGCCGAGUACAGCAGCUGCGUGUGGCCUCGGCGCGACUCUCCGGACUGCAGCUCCUGCCACAUGUGGGAGAAAUGUGAUGAAUCAACCAGCAGCUGCCGCUGUAAGGAGCUUGCAGACUGUUUGAACCCUGUCAUAAAGGUGUGCGUCCGUGUUGGUGAGGAUGACACGGCGUCCACACAGACCAUGAGUGAGUGUGAAGCAGGAGUUCGACGAUGUAACGGAGAAAAGGUGUCUGUUGUCAGCAUCCAGCCCUGUGCUUCCUGAGGACUGACAACCAUGUUUCAUUUCCUUUAUAAUCCACACAAACUUUAUUAUUUGAAGUUACUUGACAUGCAUGUAUCCUUACAGAAUAGAAGGCAAUAAAACUCAGCAGGCCUUUCCCUGUGUAUGGA